AUGAAUUCCGACGAAGGCCUUAUCCUGGACGAGUUCCAUAUUCGCAGAUCUAUAGAUGAGGUCACCGAGAUAGAGCAGCCCGCCCUUGCCCCGGCAGAUGGUGGCAGGGCUGCAUGGCUCAUGCUGGCUUCGUGUUGCUUGAUUCAGUUGCCAGUCUGGGGAUUUUCCACUGUGUUUGGUAUCUUCCAAGAGUACUAUACAACGCAUGAUGUGCUACAAGGAAGCAAGGGUGACCUGGCGACCGUUGGGACUUCUUCUACUGGCAUUCUUUAUCUUCUUUCGCCUGUCACCUUUACGCUUCUGACGCGGUACCCCCGUCUACAAUACUACAGUGCGCCUGCAGGUCUGGUCAUUACAGUGAUAGGAUCUUUGCUCUCCUCGUUCUCUGGGAAAGUAUGGCAUCUUAUUGCCACUCAGGGCGUCAUGUGUGCUAUUGGGAAUGCACUGUUGUUUAGUCCGUCGUCCUUGUACCUUGACCAGUGGUUCUUGCGCCGAAAGGGCCUUGCACUUGGGACUAUGUGGGCUGCCAAGAGUGUCACUGGCGUUGCUCUGCCUUUUAUUGCCAGCGCUUGUCUGAGCAGGUUUGGUUCGAAUGUCACGCUGAAAGCCUGGACGGUUGUCACGUUGAUUACCACCCUCAUGGCUUUACCUUUUAUGAGGUCUCGAAUCCCUGUCUCGGCAUCUGCUUCAGCCCGUCGCUUGGAUUUGAGCUUCCUCAAACAAGCCACCUUCUGGAUGUUGCAAGCUGGAAAUAUUAUUCAGAGCUUUGGUUACUUCCUGCCAACAACAUACCUUCCUUCUUACUCGACGGGAACGAUCGGGCUGUCCCAGACAACUGGUACGCUGUUGCUCUCGCUGGUCAAUGCAACAUCCAUCUUCGGUGGGAUAGCCCUCGGGAUUCUGUGUGAUCGCUUCUCUGUGACCAACGUCAUGUUUUUGUCCUCAGUUGGCUCGGCAUUAUCUGUACUUCUCUUCUGGGGCAUGGCGUCGUCGGGCUCAGAAUCGCCACAGACAGCUAUUGCCCUUCUUACCGUAUUCUCCAUCACUUACGGGUUCUUCGCUGGUGGAUUUAGCUCUACCUGGUCGGGUGUCAUCACCCAAAUUAAACGUGAUACGUCGCCAUCACUUGAGACCGGUCUUGUGUUUGGUUUUUUGGCUGGUGGGCGAGGCAUUGGGAAUGUGAUCAGUGGGCCACUGAGUACAGUAUUGAUUCGCUCCGGAUCUUUGGGCGACUCCAGUGGCUCAACUGGUUAUGAUUCCCAGUAUGGAACUUUGAUCCUAUUUACGGGGAUAACGGCCAUUUUGGGAGCAUGGAGCUGGAUGUGGCGGUAUAUUAGUCCUGCACUGCGGUGUCUUGCUUGA
Penicillium canescens is the source of this 1362-nucleotide messenger RNA. RefSeq names its product putative MFS monocarboxylate transporter. The transcript has 4 exons. Gene Ontology annotation, molecular function: transmembrane transporter activity. NCBI's taxonomy places the organism in Eukaryota, Fungi, Ascomycota, Eurotiomycetes, Eurotiales, Aspergillaceae. The record is from RefSeq and is a predicted model, not a curated record. Gene Ontology annotation, cellular component: fungal-type vacuole membrane. The coding region runs from base 1 to 1362 and encodes 453 amino acids. Gene Ontology annotation, biological process: transmembrane transport.